This is a messenger RNA of Arachis ipaensis, 1201 nucleotides long. Its product is annotated as FAD/NAD(P)-binding oxidoreductase. The record is from RefSeq and is a predicted model, not a curated record. Gene Ontology annotation, molecular function: oxidoreductase activity. Lineage: Eukaryota; Viridiplantae; Streptophyta; Magnoliopsida; Fabales; Fabaceae.
AGAGGAAGUAGGCGCAACUAAACAUAUGCACCUCCGGCGCCGCCUGAUCCGAGACACCGAACACCACUUUCCCACUUAUAACAAAAACACAAACACAUGAUGUCAUUCUCUCUCUUACACUCCCCACAUUCCCUAAACCUUAACCUACACCCCCAUGCGCACUUUAGCCAACCCUCUCCCUUUCCUAUGUCCAUCUUACGCCGCCUCACCCUAACCCUACGCCCUCGCCUCCACCACAAUCGCCAUCGCCGCACCGCCACCACAUGCGCCGCUGUCCGCCAGGACACCACCCUCUGGACCCCGGCUCCGCUCUCUGAGGUGGAACCCGCCGCCGAGUCCCUCUUCCACAUCGCCGUUGACAUCUCCGCCACGCCCGAUCUCGUGGAGUCACACACACGCGCCGGUCAGUACCUUCAGCUACGUGUUCCCGACGCGCCCAAGCCCGUGUUCCUUGCCAUCGCAUCGCCGCCGAAGCUGGCAUCUGCGCGUGGCGCGUUCGAGUUCUUGGUGAAGAGCGUGAAGGGGUCCACUGCGGAGGCGCUGUGCGCGUUGAAGAGAGGGGAUGUGGUGGAGCUGAGCUCGGUCAUGGGAAAUGGGUUUGACAUCAGCCGGAUCGACCCGCCGGAGAAAUUCGGCACUGUCAUCGUCUUUGCCACCGGUUCCGGAAUUAGCCCAAUUCGAUCGCUUGUCGAGUCAGGAUUUGGCGCUGCUCAAAGGUCUGAUGUAAGGCUAUAUUAUGGGGCAAGAAACCUUCAGAGAAUGGCUUAUCAGGAUAGAUUUAAGGAAUGGGAAUCUUCUGGUGUGAAGAUUGUGCCUGUGUUAUCUCAACCAGAUGAUAGUUGGAGUGGGGAGAGAGGCUAUGUACAGGAGGCAUUUAAAAAAGUGAAGCAAAUAUCAAACCCUUUAUCAACUGGUGCAGUACUUUGUGGCCAGAAAGAGAUGACUGAGGAAGUGACAUCUAUUCUCGUUGCGGAUGGAGUCUCAGGUGAGAAGAUAUUGAAGAACUUUUGAGCAAAAAAGAACUUAGGCAUUGUUGUGUAUCAAAUUUUGAAAAUAUAUACUGUCUGUAUGAUUAUUUAUUCAUUGUUGUUGCUGAGGGUCAAGUAAAUCUCAGCCCAGCUUAGACUGUAAUUCUAUAAAAGAAUAAACAAUUUUGGAAUUGAGCCAAUAUGGAAUUUCCAGCUCUUGAUCGCUUCUUAAA